GGCAGAUACUUGAAGACUUUUAUUUGAAACAGAACUAAAUAACAAGUUAACAAAAUGAAAUACUUGGUUGUUCUUGCUUGUGUUGUAGUUGCGGCCGUGGCUAGUCACCUGCCCAAUCUACCCGAAAACGAAAGACUCAAACUAGCUCAAGUCCACAGAGACUGCCAAGCUGACCCAAAAACUUACGUCGACGAAGACAAACUUAGGAAGCUUCCAAACUUCGUUGAAGACAAACAAGUAGGUGUUCAUAUGCUAUGCAUGGCAGUAAAAGCAGGAUUAAUGAGACAUAACGGUGACUUCGACAUUAACACCAUCAAACAAAAAUUUGCUUUGGUGAUCAAGGAUCAUUCCAAGGUUAACGGAUUCGUCCAACAGUGUGCUACGAAAUCAGACACUCCAGGAAAGUCAGCUAUUUUGUUCACUCUUUGCUGUGUCAAAAACGGCAUUGAAUAUUACCAUAAAUUGUAAACAAAUAUUGGUCAAAUAAACAUAAUAUUUUAAGAA
Diabrotica balteata is the source of this 504-nucleotide messenger RNA. The record is from the annotation of a GenBank genome assembly. Lineage: Eukaryota; Metazoa; Arthropoda; Insecta; Coleoptera; Chrysomelidae.